This is a messenger RNA of Euleptes europaea (tarantolino), 1268 nucleotides long. RefSeq names its product LIM homeobox transcription factor 1 beta (gene LMX1B). Bases 12 to 1214 code for a protein of 400 amino acids. The transcript is spliced from 8 exons. Gene Ontology annotation, cellular component: nucleus. Gene Ontology annotation, biological process: neuron differentiation; regulation of transcription by RNA polymerase II. Gene Ontology annotation, molecular function: DNA-binding transcription factor activity, RNA polymerase II-specific; RNA polymerase II transcription regulatory region sequence-specific DNA binding. NCBI's taxonomy places the organism in Eukaryota, Metazoa, Chordata, Lepidosauria, Squamata, Sphaerodactylidae. The record is from RefSeq and is a predicted model, not a curated record.
ACCGUCGCCCCAUGGACGUGGCCACGGGCCCCGAGUCGCUGGAAAGGUGCUUCAGCCGGGGCCCCGCCGACUGCGCCAAGAUGCUGGACGGGAUUAAAAUGGAGGAUCACCCGCUGCGAUCGGGACCCGCGACGCUCGGAGUUUUACUGGGCUCCGAGUGCCAGCACCAGGCCGUCUGCGAGGGCUGCCAGCGGCCCAUCUCCGACCGCUUCCUGAUGCGCGUCAACGAGUCGUCUUGGCACGAAGAGUGUUUGCAGUGCGCCGUGUGUCAGCAGGCUCUCACGACCAGCUGCUAUUUCCGGGAUCGCAAGCUCUAUUGCAAGCAAGACUACCAACAAUUGUUUGCUGCAAAAUGCAGCGGUUGCAUGGAGAAGAUCGCCCCAACAGAGUUUGUGAUGAGGGCUCUCGAGUGCGUCUAUCACCUGAGCUGCUUCUGCUGCUGCGUCUGUGAACGGCAGUUGAGGAAAGGAGACGAAUUCGUUCUGAAGGAAGGGCAGCUGCUCUGCAAAAGUGACUACGAAAAGGAGAAAGACCUGCUGAGCUCCGUCAGUCCAGAUGACUCCGAUUCAGUGAAAAGUGAUGAGGAGGAGGGAGACGUCAAACCCACCAAAGGACAAACAAACCCAGGGAAGGGUGGUGACGACGGAAAGGAUCCGAGGAGACCAAAGCGGCCACGGACGAUACUGACGACACAGCAGAGAAGAGCUUUCAAGGCCUCCUUCGAAGUUUCUUCCAAGCCAUGUAGGAAGGUUAGGGAGACGCUAGCAGCUGAAACAGGCCUCAGUGUUCGUGUUGUCCAGGUGUGGUUUCAGAAUCAAAGAGCAAAGAUGAAGAAAUUGGCCCGACGACACCAGCAGCAGCAGGAGCAGCAGAAUUCUCAGCGAUUAGGUCAAGAAGUAAUGUCCAACCGAAUGGAAGGGAUGAUGACAUCCUACACGCCGCUAGCACCACCGCAGCAGCAGAUCGUAGCGAUGGAUCAAAGCAACUAUGCCACUGACCCCUUCCAGCAAGGUCUCACCCCACCACAAAUGCCAGGUGACCACAUGAACCCCUAUGGAAACGACUCCAUUUUUCAUGACAUCGACAGUGAUACCUCUUUAACUAGCUUGAGCGACUGUUUCCUGGCCUCCUCGGAAGUUAACUCCAUGCAGGCUAGGGUAGGGAACCCUAUUGACAGGCUGUACUCUAUGCAGAGUUCCUAUUUUGCCUCAUGAAAUUCAAAGGAAGAAAACAAAACGGAAAGGAAGCCGAUCUUUGCGACUGACGUU